This is a messenger RNA of Pocillopora meandrina, 378 nucleotides long. The record is from the annotation of a GenBank genome assembly. NCBI's taxonomy places the organism in Eukaryota, Metazoa, Cnidaria, Anthozoa, Scleractinia, Pocilloporidae.
AUGAUUAUGAUUUGCAAAAAGAAGUUCAUUAAAAUCCUCUUGAGACAAAGAAUUAAAAGGAACGUAGUUCCAUUUUCUAAUGCAACUUUGGUAGAGGUUGCUAGAAGUGUGCGAUUGUUUAUGGAGAGCACUUUAGAAAAGAUGUCACAGGAGUUCCCACACCUGAGCAAGAUGCAGCAUGAAUUUUGUGUUGAAUGCCCCUACUGUCAGCAAAGAGGUCGCAAGUGCACAAACCACAACCAAUUGUCCUGUGCAGAAGAAGACUGCUUACACCUGCUUGAAUUAAGACAAGGUCAGGAUUUGAUCUGCAUGGAAAGCAUGUCUAAUAAAGUACUUACAGUUCCGGGACAAGAAAAAUGGUUGUUGUACCAGGUAUGA